Epinephelus moara (kelp grouper) is the source of this 4929-nucleotide messenger RNA. Its product is annotated as vesicular glutamate transporter 2.1-like. The record is from RefSeq and is a predicted model, not a curated record. NCBI's taxonomy places the organism in Eukaryota, Metazoa, Chordata, Actinopteri, Perciformes, Serranidae. Gene Ontology annotation, biological process: synaptic transmission, glutamatergic; regulation of synapse structure or activity; neurotransmitter loading into synaptic vesicle. Gene Ontology annotation, molecular function: neurotransmitter transmembrane transporter activity; L-glutamate transmembrane transporter activity. Gene Ontology annotation, cellular component: synaptic vesicle membrane; excitatory synapse. The transcript has 2 exons. Bases 188 to 691 code for a protein of 167 amino acids.
CUGCCUAUUUCUGCAACAAGAUGGUCACCAUUUGUGCUGCUUUUAUCUACAACUGUGUCCUGCUUCUGUUGCUUUUACUACUUGUUACAUACUGUGAUAGUGUCUGCCUCAAUUUGGCCUUUAAAUCUGGUUGUCUGGCAAUGUCAUAAUUCACAACUGUAAGAUUUAUCAACAAUAUGUUCAUUUUAUGUUUUCUUUUUCUUUUUUUUUUGCUCCGUCAGGCUUUAAUGUCAAUCACUUGGACAUCGCUCCACGCUACGCCAGUAUCUUAAUGGGAAUCUCUAAUGGUGUGGGUACCCUGUCUGGGAUGGUGUGCCCACUGAUUGUUGGUACCAUGACAAAGAACAAGACUCGAGAGGAGUGGCAAUAUGUGUUCCUGAUCGCCUCCUUGGUGCAUUAUGGGGGUGUGAUCUUCUACGGGAUCUUUGCUUCGGGAGAAAAACAGCCGUGGGCCGACCCAGAACUGACCAGCGAGGAGAAGUGCGGCUUCAUAGACGAGGACGAGCUGGCAGAAGAGACGGGCGACAUCACUCAAAGUUACGGUGCCUUUGGAGCUCAGCCCAAGUCGUACGGUGCGACCACGCAGGUGAACGGAGGCUGGGCUUCAGGCUGGGAGAAGACAGAGGAGUACGUCCAGGAGGAGGCGCAGGCAGGAGGCUACGGCUACAGGCAGGAUGAGGGAUACUCCUAGACCAAACACACAUUCGCCGACACAUGAGUAGACUUAUUUUCCUGAGUGUGCAUCAGUUUAGUCAUAAAAAUAUCGACAAACGAGAAAAACUACAAUCCAUUGUUGUAUUGUUUGCACAAAUUCUAAAAGAAAAAAACCUAACAAAGUAUCAACGUAAUGUAAAAAUGACUAAAAUGUGUAAAAAAUACAAGGAUAUUCGAUUAAUAGAGGUGUAACAUAUCAAAUUGGCAGUCUGUAAAUGUAUUAUUAUGCAUAUUGAUAAUAGAUAUAUUCAUUUGGAGUGCAAUUGUGUGUAAAUGUGGACAUUUUCAUCCCAUCAGCCAAGGCUUCCUGGCCAAUCUGAAGCCUGUAGGGUUAGCCUACAUAGAAGCUGCCCAUGAGAACCAAACCCCUUAUUUAUCAAACUAACUGUUACAGUACAACGUUCUAGAAGCCAGCCAUUACAGUGUAUAGAUAUGUCACUGCACAGCGUCGUAAACAGAAACUAGACACUCUGUCGAUAUAGAUUGUACUGUAUCUCUCCUGAAUGCACUCAGAGUAGUGUGUCCUCUUAAUGCACAAUAUGAUGGUCUUUUUGUUUUCUUAUCACCGGCUUCUGUGUGUGUGUGUGUGUGUGUGUGUGUGUGUGUGUGUGUGUGUGUGUGUGUGUGUGAGUGUGUGUGUGUGUGUAAAAGUCCUAAACAUGUGAGUGACCUGGUGUAGAGAUCUGAGUGGCAUAUAAUGACCUGUGAUGAUCGUUUGGUUGCACUUGCAUAUAAGGUAAAACAUGUCUGUCUAAUGUUUGCUAUAUGUGAUCCAUUUUGUAACUCGGUACCUCUGCAGUCGAACGUUUGAGUUUAGCAUUUUCAACCCGUCACAUCUCAGCAGUGUAGUGCAGGAGUAAAGCCAUUCUCAUUAUUGUACUCACCAUAACUGUCAAAAGUCUAGUUGCACCAAUGCGCUACUGAAAGAUUUGUCUUAGAUAAAUACAUAUAUGACAGAGAAAUCUAGAGAUAAAGAUGUAUAAGAGUUUAUAGAUUAAUUUAGACCAAGAGAUUCAUGGUCGUACACGACCUUAUGAAGGGUUGUGCAAUGCAAAGACGUAGCAAGUACAGACUAGCCAAAAUCAGUAUGAGAUUCUUAAUAUAUUAGAGCAGCAAACCUAAUAAUGUUUAAUGUGAAGGGGAAAAAAAUGAAUAUUUAAAAUGGCGUGAGAUAGAUAUUAACAUGAUCAAAUGGAGAAGAGAGUAAUUUUUGAUGUUAAAGCCUCUGAAAACAAAGUAUUUCUCAAUAACAUCAAAUAUUUAUGACUAAAAAAGCAACAACAUAAGCUGAAAAAAGAAAUCUGUUAUGUGAAAUAAUCAAAAAUUAUUAACUUUAGCAGAGAUAUGAGGGUUUAUGUAGGAUUAUAUUGUUUAAAGGGGACCUAUUGUGCUUAUUUUCAGGUUUCUACUACACUUUACACACUUUAAUAUUCAAAACACACUUUAUUUUUCACACACUGUCUUCCUGAAUAUAACUGUAUCCACCCUCUGUCUGAAACACGCUGUUUUAGUGCCUGUCUCUUUAAACCCCGCUCCCAGAAAAGCACAGUCUGCUCUGAUUGGUCAGUGUAUCCGGGUCUUCCAUUUCUCGGCGUCCCUGCACCAUCAUCGCAGCGGGGGAAUGACUGUAACGGAAUAUAACGGCACUUUCUGCUGUAAAAAAAUUACCAAAAAAAGGAGUAUGAUCAGCAACAAGGAAUACAUGUUCCCCUGAUAUUAGCAUGUAGCUACAUGUAGCAGUGUAGGCUACGUACUGUAAACACUUAGUGUGAACCUGUAAGCACAGGUGCUGUGGGGCGACACAUAUGAAAUGGCAACACAAUCGUCAUAUAUCAACGUUUGGUCAUGGACUUUUAAGUUCUGCCUCAUACAUGCAUUGUCUUCUUUCAAAAUACACUUCUGUUUUCACAGGAAAUUUACCGUUUACAUAGAGUCUCUUUCAAAAUAAGCACACUACAUCAGUACAACACUGAAAAUUGACGGGGUUUUUUCCCCUUCGACAACAAAUGCACGUGUGUGCGUUUUGCCAAGACACAUGUGGCUGGGUUUAGGAGAAAAGAACAGGGUUUGGCUUUACAAUCUCAAUCGAACACUGGCCUCUCAGGUGAAAGUCGGUGUUUGUUGGACCCAUCCACCACCCCUCUCACCUGCCCCACUUGGACUUUCGCCGCCUUAACUUUUGUUCUGCCAUGUUUCCCUCUGAUGCUGCCGCGCACCGUUAAACUAUAAUGGCGACUGGCCGUGUAUCAUGCCGAUGUUAAAGGACGGCUUUUAUCAUCGGUGUCUGAUGCUGCAAGUCACUGCCCAAGCGCCGGACUUGAAGACUUCGGAGUGAGACCAGGUUAGAAAUAGGGCGGUUUAGAGUGUCAAACACUUAAUUUCCUGUAUCCUGGUGAAUUUUUAUGCAUCUUUUGCCUUUUCUGCAGCAGUUUACGGUGGAAAUGUCUUAAAUCUCGUCAAAAUAAAACUCCUCUGCUCCUCUCAUGGUUUAAUUAGAGGGAACAAAUGCACAUGUUCAAAUGUUCUAAAUAUUGAGGUGGACAUGCGCUCUACAUCCCACCUGAAAUCUUCACCUCUGAGAUGACUGUAAAAAGGAAUUUGUCAUCAGCUUGUAGCCAAAGUAGAAAAGCCAUUGUAAAAAGAUAAUUCAGAACAAUCUGAAGCCUGGGGUUUUUGCUCACACUGAUUUGUUUUUUACAUUUUAUACCUCAUUUUCUGAAACUUUGGCCACAUUUAAUAUGAACAUCAGACAUUGUAAUAUUUCUAUAUGACAGAAAAUAUGAAUAGGUCCUCUUUAAAGUGAGAAGCUGAUUGAGAAUAUGUGUUUUCAGGGCCUUUAAAUCUGAAGGGAAAAUAGUUUAAAAUGUCAAAUAACAUGACAGAAGUCAAAGUGAACAAACAAGUAUUUGAAUGUUUACAUAUACGUUGCAUUACGUUCACCAAACCAGGAGAUUUCUAUUAGCGGUUAUAGAGACGAUGCAGCAGGAGGGGCAAUCACAAAUGUGUGCAAUUUGGACAAACUGCCAUUUGUCCAUUUCCAUCACAGGAUGGAAGUGAGAUUAAACAGUUUAUGAUGUGAUGUUUGAUGCAAUGACCUGUCUUCAUGGGAGUCUGGUAAUGAAAAGUGUUUUAGGCUCCUGAGUAGAAAGAACAAGCGAACACACCUCCACAAUCACUUUCGUCUUCAUUCUGCACUUGCACUGACAAGGUCUGAAGGGGGCCAAUUUUGUUUGAUUUAUCACCUGUCUGUGGAGACCUUGAGUCAGCAUUUCACAAUAUAGAUGUGUGUGGAUGUGUAUUUAUGCAUGGAACAAAGUGAAAUUUGUUGUAUGUCCUUUUUUAAUUUCCCUUUUUCGUUCCAACUUAUUUGUCUUUGUCUCAGAAACUGUUACUGAUGCUUCAAUUUCUUUGCACAAUCAACCAAAGGUGAAGAGCAGAGCUGGGUUUUAGCUGGAAGUCAAAUGUUUUUGAGGGAGUACAGACCAUCAGCAGCGAGGUUCCAGCGUUUGGACCCCCAGUGUGCAGGUGGCCCCAAACAUUACUCAGUGUACAAAGCAAUAAAUUCAUAGUAACAGUUCUGGUCAAACGUCACAAACAGUCAUUAUGUUGCUGUUUUUUAUGCAUUUGUUUGAAAGUCGUGUUUUUUUGUGAUAACAAAUGUAGAAAAUAAACACUUGUAAAGAAAAAAAAACAUAUAAUAUAUGUAUGAAAAAUAUAGUAAUAGAGUCCAACACAAACGUCUUUGACAACAAAGAGGUGCGAAGAGUUUGUGACGGGGCUGCUCACCAGAUGAGAAUGAUAAAAAGAGCUCUGCCUGAGAGGCAGACGCUCUUCUUCUUCUUCAUGUUUUUGUUUUGGUGUGGUCCAUGUUGUUUCCUCUCUCUUUCUCUCUCUCUCUCUUCACUCUUUCCUCACUCUUUAGUUUGAUUAAUGUUCUUCAUUCAGUGGCUGGACCCCCCUACUUAUAACCACAUGUACCUCCUCCCUGUUCAACCCUGAUUCCAUUGUCACAAUAUCCAUUGACAUUGAGGAUGAAACCUAAACAGGUGAUUCUGCAUUUUCAAAAAUGACAAAUGUGCAACCUGAAGUAGUUAAAAGUUUCCUGUUUUGUGCCUCUGAAGUUACAGUGUGAUUCUAUGGCUUCUGUUGCUGUGUAAAUUGAGAGAUUUGUUGGUGUCGAAAUGAACUCUAUAUCCUUUUUUGAUAAAAAAGAAA